AUGUAAUAUAAAUAUAAAAAUAUUUAAAUAAAUUUAAUAUUUUUUAAAAGUACUAAAUGUCAAUCAUUGACUUUAUAAUUAAAUAAUAGUACAUUUCAAGACAGUUUUAAGUCUAACACAACUUCUUCGACAAUUAAAUAAACAUAAAACAAUUCUAGUUUUAAAAAAUCUAUAAAUGAUUAUUAAUUUAUUGAUGAAUAAAAUUCUCCUAUCUUAGGUAAAGGUACAUACGGAACAGUAAAAUUAGCAUUAGACAAGCAUUCUAACGACAAAUAUGCAAUUAAAAUAAUAUAAAAAUAAAAAAUACUACAAUCAAAAACUGUGGAAAAUUUAAAGAAGGAAAUAAAAAUUCAGAAAAUGUUAAAUCAUCCAAAUAUUUGUAAAUUACACGAAUAUUUUGAAGACUAAGAAAAUGUUUAUUUAGUACUAGAAUAUGCAAAAUAAGGAAACCUAUAUUAAAAUAUGAUAAAAAUAAAAAAGUUUCCUGAAUAAAUAGCUUUCCGUUUUUUCUUUUAAACAUGUUUGGGUAUAGAUUAUUUACAUAGAAAUGGAAUUAUACACAGAGAUUUAAAACCAGAAAACCUUCUUGUUGAUAAUAAAGGGGAUAUUAAGUUGUGUGAUUUUGGUUGGAGUUCAGAGGUGUAUACUAAUGAUACAAAAACGACUUUUUGUGGUACAGUGGAUUAUUUAGCACCAGAAAUGAUAUAAGGUCUUCCUCAUGAUUGCAAGAUUGAUGUAUGGUGUUUAGGUAUUUUUCUAUAUGAAAUUUUACAUGGGUUUCCACCUUUUGAAGGUAAUAAUGAUAUGGAGAAAAUAUAAAAAAUUUAAAAUUAAAAAUAUAUUAAAUUUGGUGAAUAUAUAGGAAAAGAUUUAUAAGAUUUAAUUAAAUAAAUGCUUACAAAAAAACCUAGUAAAAGAAUUAAUAUGAUAUAGAUUUUUUAAAAUUAAUGGAUGAUAAAAUACUAUUAAAUUCUGAAUAUUAAUAUAAAAGAAGUUUUAGAAUAAUAAGACAAAAAUGCUAAAUAAUAAGAAAUAUUAGGAGUAAAUAAAAAAAUUGUAAAUUAAUAGAAAUAAUAACAAAAAUAAUAAUAGUAAGAAUAAAAAUAAUAAUAAAUAUAAAAAAAAAGUAAUAAUAAUAAUAAUAAUAAUAAUAAUAAUAAUAAUAAUAACAAUAAUUUAGUUUUACAAAUAAUAGUAAUC
Molecule: messenger RNA, 1200 nt
Organism: Ichthyophthirius multifiliis
Lineage: Eukaryota; Ciliophora; Oligohymenophorea; Hymenostomatida
Product: protein kinase domain protein
Exons: 2
Biological process (GO): protein phosphorylation; regulation of cytokinesis; mitotic spindle organization
Cellular component (GO): spindle microtubule; spindle midzone; spindle pole centrosome
Molecular function (GO): protein kinase activity; ATP binding
Source: RefSeq, a predicted model, not a curated record